AUGGAUCCUAGUGCGACAAUCAUCAACUGGCAGCAUGCCUUUGAAAACCAUCGCAUCCCACAAACCCGCGUGAUUGAAAAGCAGUUGCGGGCAAGUGCUGCACAAAACAAAGACAAGCUGCGAGCUCUCGUUGGCGGGAGCUAUCGCGAGCUUUUGGCAACUGCCGAAGCCAUUGUCGUCCUAGAUGCACAGACUAGGUCUGCAGAGGACAGCCUUGUGUCAAUCAGUCACAAUUGCAGACCCCUUCAGCAAGAUGCCUCUCCUCGACCUCCGCCGGCCGACAAAGUGGCGCUGGCCCAGUUUCGCCUCCUGCAGCGGUGCUGCUCGACUGCGGCUUCAUCUCUUCGUGACCACCAUAUCUUGCAAUGUGCUCAACUCAUGGUCGUCUCGAGAUUACUGUUGAAGUCUCUGGGCGACCAGGACACGCUGACCAGGAGCCUCGAUUCCCUGCGGAACAGACUUGGUGCACUUCGGCGGCAACUGCUUCUGCGAAUAGAAGCUAGGUUGACCAACCCUACGUCAACGCUGUCGGAUCUUCUCGAGUCAAUGUGUGCUUACUGCUUGGUCACCAGCAGUUCUUCUGAGGAUGCCCUGGCGCAUCUGCGCCAGCUCAGGCUUGAGAAAAUCCGGCGUCAGCUGGCCGCCUCUCGCCAGCGACCUACCAUUUGUCACGCCUUACGGUACCAGAUAGUAUCCUUACAGACUUUCAAGUCUCUGAUAGGACGCCCGAUGAUCGACUCUAUUAAUCACUUGCAGAAGAGACCAAUAUUGGAGGAUCCGUCUAUCAGAGGCCUGGAACCUCUAGGCCUUGAUCAGACUUUCUUAUUGAUUCCAGAUGAAAUACGGUCAUUUGUUCCCUACUUCAAGAGAAGUGCACCCACAUUCGAAGAGACGCAAGGUAAACUGGAGACAUGGUCCCGGGAGUGCUUACGAACAUUUUCUGAUUCACUGCACCAUUAUCUUGCUUCAGUGGAUCAGAUAGCCGAGGUGCUGGAAUUGCGGCAAGAACUUUACACCACUCUCCUCCCUUCCUACUUCUCAACGCCAGCAGGGUCGGACAUCAAAGAUCAAAUCUCUCAGGCUCUGAACAAGAGAUUGCACGACAUUUGCCACAAUCGCAGUGCUCGCCUGGCUCACAUCACGACCGUGCUUCUCGACAAACUUGCCACCAGCAGGACCACAAAAUCAUUAUGGGAUUCAGAGCUUGCCUUAUCAAAUUUGGAUGCCGGAGGGGCUCAGCUCAUUACCCGCGUCAGGAAAAGACAUGAGGGCAGUAAUGUUGCAUUGUCUAAAGCUUCAAAGUCAUUGAAUACAUGGAUCACGACUACGAACAACGCAUUCGAUCAACUUGACGAAAUCGCGAAAAUAAGAUGGAGAGAUAUUGUUGAAGAGCCCGACGAAGAGAAUGAAGACGAAGCCUCUGAUCUGAUCAGAGAGCUGUGCGAAAUGGACUCGAGGUUGUACCGCAACAGCCUACAAGACACGUUGCAGAAGGCGUUGCUGGAAUAUGAGGCAAGUAUCACACAAAGAGCCAUCCAGGUGGUGGAUGAGCCAAAGACUGUCUUACAUGUCGUGGCAUUGUUGCGCGCCAUCAGGGUUUCAAUGACUUCCUUGCAGCAUGCAUUUCCACAACAAGCAAGAUUUACAAAGCUCCCUGAGAUUGUCCACAAGUUGCAUCAGCUCGUGGCUGAAGAAGUCAGUGUCCAAUUGGCCGCGUCAAGAGAAGGCAAGAAGAAGCCAAUGGGCUGGAACAAGGACAUGCUGCCGGACAGCAUGCCCUCCCCUUGUGCAUUCUCAACUUUACGACAACUGUGCAAGAUCAUGCUGGAGAUUGGUGGCACCGAUUUGUGGUCUCUUCCCGUGGUUGAAUUGGUUAAAGAAGCCGUCAGAUCUCACAUCUUCAGAUCUGAGUCCAAGGUCUGGUAUGUGGAGAACGAGUUUGACGAAGCAUAUCUCAGUAUUGCUCUUGGACGAGAUACAUCAACCCUGCCUGAGGAGAAAGCGAAUAUAAAGUCUGCAUCUGAGUACUGGGCGAGGACGAAGUCGUUGUUCGGCGUGCUUGCCUAA
Messenger RNA from Fonsecaea multimorphosa CBS 102226, 2067 nucleotides. RefSeq lists its product as uncharacterized. Bases 1 to 2067 code for a protein of 688 amino acids. The record is from RefSeq and is a predicted model, not a curated record. The transcript has 2 exons. Lineage: Eukaryota; Fungi; Ascomycota; Eurotiomycetes; Chaetothyriales; Herpotrichiellaceae. Gene Ontology annotation, biological process: intra-Golgi vesicle-mediated transport. Gene Ontology annotation, cellular component: COG complex; Golgi apparatus.